Molecule: messenger RNA, 3091 nt
Organism: Branchiostoma belcheri (Belcher's lancelet)
Lineage: Eukaryota; Metazoa; Chordata; Leptocardii; Amphioxiformes; Branchiostomatidae
Exons: 20
Coding region: 208-2490 (760 amino acids)
Source: RefSeq, a predicted model, not a curated record
CGUGCUGAGUUGGACUCGUCCUAUUGUAUUAGCUGUCAAAGGUGUGCAUGUACACAGUAGUCAACUUACCUGGCUCAGUACAAAUACGCAGGGAUAGCUACAGGGUGCACUUGUCGUCUGCACGAGCGUGCACUACAUCCAGCUACUCAGUACAACACAUCCUUACAGAAGAAUACAGCCUUCGUCAACGUUCCUCAAAGCUACGAGAUGAGGUACCGUGUAGGCUUGGUGGUAUUGGCGGGCCUGGUCGCCCUGACGUCCGCCCACAUUGCCCUUACCUUCCCGCCUGCUCGACGCUACGCCUUCGACUUUUUGGACAACACUCGAACCCAAGGACCCUGCGGCGUGGGACCCGGUAUGGGCCCGACGACAACUCUACUGGCCGGCUCCACGUUCAACGUCACCUGGCACAUGGCAUACGCACACAGGGGAGGGUUCCGUCUGGAGAUCCUGAACAACACCGGGCCGGAGUUUAACGCGACCACGGACAUUCUCCGGGUGUUAACCCCGGGAGACGGCUUCACGUCCGCGCAUGACGCCACUCUGCAGUGGUACGAGCUGACCCUCCCGUCUGACUUCACCUGCGAGCGCUGCACCAUCCGGCUGCUCCGCCUAGCGGGCGAGUGGCGCCUUGGCAACGGCAAUGACUACAUCUUCUGGAGCUGUGCUGACGUCACCAUCGUUCCGCAGGGCAGUCCGGCGUGCCCUGGCGGGCAGUGUGGGAACAGCACUUGUGCCAGGCUGUACAGCGGAGACAGGUGUCAGUACAAAGAUGACUGCAUGGACAAUACAGACUGCAAUGAUAACGGAGUGUGCGUGACCACUGACGCCACCUCCUACCCCAAGAAGCAAUGCUACUGCAGCAGUGGCUUCUUCGGCCGUGACUGUUCCAGGGUGUCGGAGCUGAGAGCGAUUCCCUCCAGUUUCUCAAGCUACUGGCACCGUGAGCUGACGGGAGGGGUGGACCUGUACUGGAAAAUCCGGUCUGCGUCUUUUCAGAACGAGAUUGAAGUUGCUCUACAGGUGGAGGGAUCGACAUGGGCUGGGCUGGGCUGGAGGCCACUGGGUCUGGCGUCGACCUGUCGGAACUUCCCCGUGAAUUACUUCAGUUCCGACCCGCAGGCAGAACCGGAAUCAGAGCCGGAAUCAGAGCCAGAACCAGAACCUACUCAGUCAUCACAGGGCCGCCGCCGCCGAGCUGUGAGCCACCUGCGCGUCCCCCGUGCGGAACCUGAGGCCGAGCCUGAAGCCGAGCCAGAAGCCGAGCCUGAGAGCUUCAUCCCCUGGCAGUGCCGGGCAAACGGAAGUCAAGCGGAACCAGAACCUUCGGGAGAGCCCGAGGGCGAACCCGAACCUUCCAGCGAACCCGAGGGAGAACCCGAACCUUCCAGCGAACCCGAGGGUGAACCAGAACCCGAGGGCGAACCCGAGGGCGAGCCGGAACAAGGAGGAGGAGGACGACUCCACGCCAUGGACUGUGUGGACAUGGUGAUCGGCACGGCCAUCGGGACCACCCACCGUAUCGGCGACUACUACACCCGGGACAGGUCCACCCCUCAGCGGGACGGCUGGUAUAACGGCCGGGACAGCCUGACUGCCGCGUACGGGGAACAGCGGGACGGGGAAACUACCAUCAUGUUCCGCAGAAGCCUCAUGAAACAAUCGGGCGAACAAUCGGACCACAGUUUUGACCGCUCCCUGAUGCACUUUAUCUAUGCCCGCGGUCAGGAGUACGGGAGGUACAGCCACCGGCCAGGGUCUGCUGUGGAGAGCUGUAACGCCACGGACUACAUGUUCUACCGGCGAGACGAGCUGAAGUACCACGGGCACGGCCGGGCUCAGAGGGGAACCACCACUCUCAACAUCUUCGAGGACCCGGACCAGGUCGGUGUGGACGGAGACUGCCGUGGAAGUUGGAGUACUCCCUCGGGCUGCCAGGGGGUUGCCUGUGACCACUCCGUGACCUGGACAUACAACCCCAACACUGACAAGAUUGACUUCCAGAUCCAAAGCAAACAAACUAAUGACAAGUGGGUGGGACUCGGCUUCUCUGAGGACAGGGUAAUGCCUAACACCGAUGCUAUUGUUGGCUGGGUGACUGACAGUGGCGAGGUGUACAUCAGUGAUAGAUGGGCAAGUGCACGUUCCCGGCCGGCCCCGGAUACCAGUGAUGACAUCGAGAAUGCACAAGGUUCAUUCACGGACGGGAUGCUUACACUCAGCUUCACUCGCAAAAGGAACACAGGUGACAGCAGAGACCUGGCCUUCACGGACAGUAAGUGUCUGUACAUGUUCUAUCCGCGAGGGGGCGCCUAUAACCAUGGCGAUAAGACCUUCUUCAUCCAUGCCAGCAACCCCGUAGUCAGCUCACGGGAGAUCUGCAUCAAAGCAUGUGGAGCCGGUCCCGUAGGCGCAGGGUCUACCAUCAAGCCCUCCGCGGUCAUCCUGCUGACCCUGGUGAUGACCAUGUGGGGACUACUGAGGGAGUGAGUGACCAGUACACUGGACACGUCACAAUGCGUACACAACCAGCCUUCACAGCAAACAUCAUGAUCAUUGCACUCUUACUAACACGUUGGCAGAAUGUACUGGGCCUUUUGAAAAUCCGCAGUGCAUUGUACAUUACGUCUUGUUCAGGGUUGUAUUUAAUGAUGAUAUCUCAUAAUAGUUUUCAAAUGUUGUGUCGAAAAAGAUUCUGACGCAACAUUCUCCAAACUUUGAACAAGGCACUGUGAAAAAUCUAAUGAGUUUCGCGCAGGUGCAGUGAGUUCUACCACUUGCUCCUCUUACUUAAUGAGUGAUGCAAGCAUGCUAUUAGGUAAAAUAGUAGAGACUUCAAGCAAAUUUAGUUUUACAUCCUGAUGAUAUCAGACAUUAACGGGCUUUGCAUGUUUGGAUCAGAUUUAUAUUCAGAUUAAUUUUAUCACAGCAUGCUGUAUAAUAUUCUCUCUUAUAAGUGCGUGUUAUAUUUUUACAUGCUGGAACGUGGACCAAAGACCAUAGGCCUUCAGCCUAUCAGAAUGUUGUUAAAUGAAAAGUUAGUACAGUUGUGUUAGAUUUGGAUUCUAUCACUGCUGAAAUCCUACACCUU